GGCCGCGAUGGGCGACUUGUCCGCGACGACGCCAGCCGAGCUCCAGCUCGACCGAGCGCGGCGACCGCACCUGUUGAUCGUCGACGACUCGAGGGAUACGCGUGCCAACGAAGGUGUGUGGCCACCUGAAGGGCUGGCGGGCCAGUCGAGCUUGCCCGGCAGCUCAGUAGACUACGCGGCAGUGCUGCUCUUGGCAGCUAUGGCUGCCGUGCUUCUGGCUGCUGUGGGCUACCAGUGCGCGGCAACAUGGCGCUGGAUCAUGGGCAGAACCCGACGUGAUUCUGAGGAAAGCAACUGCGAGUCGCUGUCCCGCCAGGCGGCAAUCCGUAUCAGUCACUCGCUACCUGAUCUGCAGACCGAGCCGCUCAAGCAGGAAUACGUACAAGAGCAUAAGGAUGCUUCCAAGAAGGUUCUCCGACAAACGACGCUGCCGAUCGUGCCGACCCGUCAUCAGACCUUCCAAAGACAACUGUCUCACCGUUUGGAUCUACCUUCCAUUCAAUUCAGUAUCUGCAGUUUGGAGCGUGCUGAUUCUUCUAUUGGACUUAUUAAGCCGGAGCUAUAUAAGAACGAGUUGGUUCGUCAACCAUCGACAGACAGUGCAGAGCUCGAGUUUUGUGGAAAACUGCAUUUCGCUCUCAAGUACGAUCAAGAAGUCGAGGCGCUCGUUGUGAAGAUCUUUGAGGCUCGUGACCUUCCUAUAAAGGACGUGACAGGCAGCAGCGACCCCUACAUCAAAGUGUUCCUGUUGCCUGAUCGUAAAAAGAAGUUCCAGACCAAAGUGCAUCGCAAGAAUCUGAAUCCUGUUUUCAACGAAACUUUUCUAUUCAGUGUUAUGUACGAGGAGCUUCGCCAGCGUUACCUCCAGUUCUCCGUCUACGACUUCGAUCGAUUCAGCAGACAUGAUCUCAUCGGCCACGUAGUGCUCAAAGGUCUUCUGGAAUCUGCUGAUUUGACUCAGGAGAUUGAAUACACCAUGAACAUACUGGCUGCUCCACAGGAGAAAAAAGACCUCGGCGAGCUGAUGCUGUCCCUUUGCUACUUACCUACAGCCGGAAGGUUGACUGUCACUGUUAUCAAGGGAAGAAAUCUGAAAGCCAUGGACAUCAAUGGAUCGUCGGAUCCUUAUGUGAAAAUCUGCCUCAUCUGUCAAGGAAAACGCAUCAAGAAGAAGAAAACGACUGUCAAGAAGAAUACCUUGAACCCUGUGUACAAUGAGGCUCUGGUUUUCGAUCUACCCUUUGAGAACGUGUAUGACGUCACUCUCCUGAUCAAAGUCAUCGAUUAUGAUAGGAUUGGUCCUAACGAACUUAUCGGCUGUACUGCAAUUGGAUCCAGCCUGAUUGGCAUUGGACGUGAUCAUUGGCUGGAAAUGCUAGACAACUCUCGAAAACCUGUCGCUCAGUGGUACCCGCUGAAUAAGAGUCUGCCCACGAACAUUGAGUUGCCCGCAAAUGACCAGAACAUUGGAUUGAGCUGCUUGAAUGGAAGAUGAAGAGACAAACUAGAAUCGACUGCGGAGCAAACAUCACGACACGGCGUCUCUAGGAAAUGAGAUAUUGUUUACAAUAGGUAACGUGCAAGUUACUGGCGCUUCUUCGUAACUGAAAUGUAUCAAUGUAUUAGAUAUGACUGUCAAACGACUGUCAAAUUGUUGUCUUUAGUAAAGUGUUAUCUUUGGUGGUCGGUGCAAUGGAACUGCACUUGAAAACGAAAACGAACUUGCUGCGGACAAAACGAGUCCGUAUGGUUGGUGUAUUUCUUCUAUGGCAUUGCAUUGUAACCAA
This is a messenger RNA of Hyposmocoma kahamanoa, 1787 nucleotides long. Its product is annotated as synaptotagmin-10-like. Gene Ontology annotation, biological process: regulation of dopamine secretion; regulation of calcium ion-dependent exocytosis; calcium-ion regulated exocytosis. The record is from RefSeq and is a predicted model, not a curated record. The coding region runs from base 8 to 1495 and encodes 495 amino acids. Gene Ontology annotation, cellular component: membrane. The transcript is spliced from 11 exons. Lineage: Eukaryota; Metazoa; Arthropoda; Insecta; Lepidoptera; Cosmopterigidae. Gene Ontology annotation, molecular function: calcium-dependent phospholipid binding; phosphatidylserine binding; calcium ion binding.